Paramecium octaurelia is the source of this 2227-nucleotide messenger RNA. The record is from the annotation of a GenBank genome assembly. NCBI's taxonomy places the organism in Eukaryota, Ciliophora, Oligohymenophorea, Peniculida, Parameciidae.
CAACAUAAUCAUGUUAAUUUUAAUAAAUUAAAAGGUUUUUGUACGAGAUGAUUUGCAAAUGUAAUGAUAUACUCAUAACUAAUAUUAGUCUUGCGCAAGAUAGAUAUGUUUGGCCAGCCAGUCUCACUUAAAUUUAAUGGUCAUUCUAAGCACCAGACUGAAGUAGGGGGCAUUGCUUCUAUUGCUACUAUAACAGUAGUAUUUCUCUUCUUCUCUUCGAAUAUACUCAGCUUUAUUAAUAAAGGUGAAUUGCUAGCAAUAGUUGUGAAUAACUUCGAGGAAAACCCUGAAAUUAUAUCACUUACUGGCGAAAGAACAUUUGCAGUCGGCUUUGGUAAUCUCACUUAGGCAAAGUACUUCAAUAUUACUUUACAAUAAAUGUAUGAUAGACCUCAAUAUACACUUAGAACAAUCGAAAAUCAAAGUGUUACAAAUGUCACUUUGAUUCCUAUUGGAAAAUGUUUACCUCAGCAUUUUUAAUUAGCAAAUGGGGAUUCUCUCUAAAAUGACUUGAAAGAUCACUUUUUCUGUUUGGAGUACUUAUUUAAGUAAUAAAAUUAGAUAAAAUUAACAAUUAUACUUCGGAUAAAAUCAGUCUAGUAAAAUAUAUUUAUUUAAUUUAAGAAAAGUAUGAAGUUCAUUUAAUAAUAUCAAAAUGUUAAAAUAAUUAAUCAGUUUGUAUUCCUGAUCAAUAUUUAGAUGGUUAAGUUUUUAAUGUUUAAUUGAUAUUCCAAAAUCAAGUAACAACACUUUUAUUCUAAGGUUGUCAAUCCUAUGGAUGUGUCAGAAUAAUACAUUUAAACCUAUUUAGAUGACACUUACUCAAUCAAAUUUGUACCUAACACACUAUCAAAAGAACAGCAACUUCUAAUCACAUAAUAUGAUCUAAAUAAUGACGACAGUCUCUUCUAUUAGAAUGUCCAAAAAAGCAAGGCUUAUGCAGUAGACUCGAGAGAUUCCAAAUAAAUAGUUAACAUUGACAAUGAUGUCUAUGCCUCAUUCAUCUUCAAAAAGAAUAAACUCAAAUACACUGUAAAUAGAUCAUACUAAAAAAUAACUGAUCUACUUGCUCGUUUAGGAGGAUUCCUCAAGAUUUCUUUCUUCAUUUUGGGAUUUGUUAUACAAAUCUAUAAUAGAUUGUAAUGUAUACUUAUAACAUCAUUAAUUAGUGUAUCUCAUUUUAGCUAAUAAGAUCUACGAAUUUUCAUUUGAUUCAGUCAAAGAAAGAGAAAUUCAAGAAAAACAAUUUGAAGCCUUGAAUUCUGCCAUUCAAUCCAAAAUGUCUAAGACCAACAUCCAAAACAUUAAUGAAGAAGGCAGUUAACAGAAGUUGCCAAUCAGCCGAGUAAUGCAGAAAAGCAAUUCUAUCAAAUCCAAAUAGAAUUCAUAUUCUCUUCUUCCCUUCUCCAGCUAGCAGAUACCCAUAUAUAGUAAUGAAACCAAUAAAAAAUAAAUUAUUACUGAGGAGGAAUGCAUCAUUUCAGCAAAUCUGAUUGAUCACCAUAUCCAUUUGGCUAAGAAAUUCAACUGUUUAAGUGGUUUGGAUUAUUUCUAAAAAUAAAUCAAUAAAAUAAUCAAUAGAUCUCAAUCUUUAAACUUAACGAUUAGGAUCUUCUUAAAUCAUCUAUGCUGCUCUAAAUUGUUUAAUUCAAACAUACAUGUAAAAUUAUACAGAAAAUCUAUGAAAGAAAUAUCUAAUCAUCUUGAUGUCUAUUAUAUUCUACAGAAAUUAGAAGAAUUAAAUAAGCUUAAGACUAUUUUACUUAGUCCUUAAUAACUCUUAGUGUUUAAUUUUACUCCAAAAUAAAUGAUUGCUCCUGAUAAAACUGAAUUAAAAUUCAACAGAAAUUUCUUAGAAGAAAAAGCCAGAAUCAGACAUACUACUCUUCUUAGUGAACCUCAAAAUUCUAUUACUGCUGCUGUUCUGCAACAUAAAAAGAGAGCCAGUCAAGAGAAUGAGAAUCUAAUUUACUAACGGAUUUAUAAUGCAUAUGAUGAUAUAUUGAAAUAAUAUGAAGGCGAAAGCCCCAAAUAGGAUCACGAUAUUAAUAAAUAAUUAAUUGAAAAAUUGGGCGCAGAACUCAAAUCAAUCUUUAGAGCAUCAAAAAUAAUAGACUUCCAGUAACUUCAAUCAUCCAAACAACCGAGAAAAGUUAAUAGAAGACAUGCAUAAAUUGAUAAUGAAAUUCAAGUAACUAAAAUGAUGUAGUAGUUUUAUUAAUAAUGA